Messenger RNA from Penicillium mononematosum, 1755 nucleotides. RefSeq lists its product as uncharacterized. Gene Ontology annotation, molecular function: copper ion binding; oxidoreductase activity. Lineage: Eukaryota; Fungi; Ascomycota; Eurotiomycetes; Eurotiales; Aspergillaceae. Bases 1 to 1755 code for a protein of 584 amino acids. The record is from RefSeq and is a predicted model, not a curated record. The transcript is spliced from 3 exons.
AUGAAACUCCGAUCUCUUCUCCUCCUGGCAUAUAGCAUGAGUGCUUCUGUCGCGGCCAUUUCACAAAAUCCAGUCAAUUCAGUGAAUGUCCCAUCGCAAACCCAACACCUGACAACGAAGACAAAGCACACGACAGUCGGUACCAGUGCCAAAACCAAAACCAAAACCACCACCAAGAUAAAGCACACGAAAACCACCACCACGACCAACAAGCCAACAGGAAGACCCUGUGCGGGCAACACGCCCCGAACACGGUCCCAGUGGUGCCAAUUUAACGCCGAUACCGACUACACGAAGAUAGUACCAAACACAGGCGUAACACGGGAGUACUGGCUCAACGUCGAAGAGCUAGUAGCAGCACCAGAUGGUUUCAGCCGUCCAGUAAUGGCCAUGAACGGCACGAUUCCCGGCCCAACAAUCUUCGCAGACUGGGGCGACUGGGCCGUGAUCCACGUCACGAACAACCUACACAACUCGCAGAAUGGGACGAGCGUUCACUGGCACGGGGUCAGACAGAACCACACGAACGGCAACGACGGCGUCGUCUCCAUCACGCAAUGUCCCACCGCACCAGGCUCAACAAUAACAUACAAAUGGCGCGCCGAGCAGUACGGUUCGUCGUGGUACCAUUCGCACAUUGGACUACAGGCAUGGGAGGGUGUGUUUGGCGGGAUAGUUAUCAAUGGCCCUGCUACGGCGAACUACGAGGUCGAUAAGGGCAGUCUGUUCCUGACGGAUUGGUCCCAUCGCACUGCUGAUCAGCUGUACUCGGAGGCUCAGACGAUUGGACCCCCGACGUUGGAUACGGGCUUGAUUAACGGGACCAAUGUCUUUGGUAAUGGGACCAAUUCUACCGGCCAGCGGUUCCAGAUGAAGGUUGAUCAGGGGUCUUCGUAUCGGCUGAGGAUUGUUAACUCGGCUGUUGAUACGCACUGGAAGUUCAUGAUUGAUAAUCAUACGCUUACUGUUAUUGCGGCGGACUUUGUGCCGAUCAGGCCGUAUACGGCAAAUUAUAUCGAUAUCGGAAUGGGCCAACGCUAUGAUGUGAUCGUAACCGCAGACCAACGCCAAAUCUCCGACUCAUUUUGGAUCCGCGCAAUCCCACAAGAAGCAUGCUCAGAAAACGCAAACCCAGACAACAUAAGAGGGAUCCUUUACUAUGGAAACCGACCCGGUACACCCGCAACAAGACCGUACACCUUCCCAGACGAAUGUAUUGACGAAUCUGCCUCCAAAAUAGUCCCCCGAGUCCCAAAAACAGUCUCAGCCGCAGAAUGGAAUAACCUAACUGACGUGAAACUGCGCCGGAACAAUGCCAACCUAUUUCGCUGGUACCUCAACAGCACAACGAUGCAAGUUCUUUGGGAGGAUCCCACGUUACUACAGCUCUUCAACAAGGAAAUUACGCCGAACUUCACAGCGUCGAGCGGAGUCAUUGAGCUGCCGCGGGAGAACGAGUGGGGGUCGAAUCCGUGGAAUGGGAGUGUUGUGACUAAUAACCCGCCGCGGAGGGAUACGGCGAUGUUGAAUGGGAAUGGGUUUUUGCUUAUUGCGUUUGAGACGGAUAAUCCCGGGGCGUGGCUUAUGCAUUGUCAUAUUGGGUGGCAUACGGAUGAGGGCUUUGCGUUGCAGUUUUUGGAGAGGGAGAGGGAGAUUGAGCCGUUGAUUGAUCGGAAGGCGCUUGGGGAUAAUUGUGCUUCUUGGAAUGCUUAUGAUAGGGCGUUUGAUAUUGAUCAGGAGGAUUCGGGGGUUUAG